Oryzias latipes (Japanese medaka) is the source of this 2279-nucleotide messenger RNA. It is a transcript of the gene ical1, whose product is annotated as islet cell autoantigen 1-like. Gene Ontology annotation, biological process: regulation of transport. The record is from RefSeq and is a predicted model, not a curated record. Lineage: Eukaryota; Metazoa; Chordata; Actinopteri; Beloniformes; Adrianichthyidae. Gene Ontology annotation, molecular function: protein domain specific binding. Gene Ontology annotation, cellular component: Golgi apparatus.
CGCCCUCUAGUGUUGACUGUGUGGAGCUGCAGCUUCUCCGCACAUCCUGUUUCUCAGUCUGACUCAGAAGAUGUUAGCAGGGCAACGCUAAAUGGAUGCUUACCUAGCCCGAUAACUAGACAAAACAGAAGAAAGUCCUACAUCCGGCGAUGGACGGGUUCGCAGGGGACCUGCUGAGCGGGGGGCGGGCUCUGCUCGGCGAGGACAGCUCGGUGAUGGCCCGAAUGCAGAAAAAGUUCUGGAAGACCAAGCAGGUGUUCAUCAAAGUCACCGGCAAAAAGGAGGACGAGUACGUGGUGGCGUCUGACGCCGACCUGGACGCCAAGCUUGAGUUUUUCCGCUCUGUUCAGUCCACGUGCACGGAGCUGCUGAAGGUGAUCGAAAAGUACCAGCACCGAAUCAACCGUUUGUCGCAGGAGGAGAAGGAGCUGGGGCUCUUCCUGCGCUUUCAAGCCGAGCACGAUCGCACAAAGGCCGGGAAAAUGAUGGACGCCACCAGCAAGGCGCUCUGCACCUCAGCAAAGCAGAGGAUGGCGCUCUGCCCCCCGCUGCAGCGCAUGCACCAGGAAGUGGAGACGUUCCGGCGGCGCGCCAUCGCCGACACGCUGCUGACCGUUACCCGCAUGGAGAAGUCUCGCACAGAGUACAGAGGAGCCCUGCUCUGGAUGAAGGACGUCUCUCAGGAGCUGGACCCGGACACCUACAAGGAGCUGGAGAAGUUCCGCAAGGUCCAAGCCCAGGUCCGAGAGACCAAGAGCCAGUUUGACAAGCUGAAGAACGACGUGUGUCAAAAGGUGGACAUGCUCGGGGCCAGUCGCUGCAACAUGCUGUCCCACUCGCUCUGCACCUACCAGACCACUCUGCUGCAGUUCUGGGAGAAAACAGCCCACAGCCUGUCAGGAAUCCACGAGGCCUUCCUCGGACACGUUCCGUACCAGUUCAGCACCAUCAAGGAGCUGCGGGACCCUCUGGAGCAAAUAUCCGAUUUAAAAAAUGAAGAAAAGAAGAAGAAGGAAGAGAGCAGCACGGACACUCUGAUGUGCUUGGACGAGGACAAACCAGCAGCAGAUGCAGAUGCCGGCCUGAGCGGUGUGGGGCGGAGUCAGAGCAGUGACGCAGCAUCUGCAGACUCCACCGAUGACCUGAUGAUGCUCAUGGCUUUAGACAUGCAUCACCCUCAGGCUCCGCCCCCAAAAAAACCCCCACUGCUGCCCCAGCUCCUGCCUCCCUGUCAGACGGGAGGCCAGUCUGAGCACAGUAACUUUGGGCACCCACAGCUGCCCGUCACUGGUGGCGGCCUCCUCUCAGGCGACCCCUCCUUCUCUUCAGAACUAGCGCAGAAGCCUGAGGAUGAAGACUCCGAGCGCAGCGACAUGGCCUUCCUCAAAGACCUCCUCAGUCCGGAUUUGGGCUCCAGCGACGAGUUUAGCAGAGAGUGGCAGGAUGCGUUUGGCAUUUUCGAACCCCCCGCCACUCCCGCCGUGAGCGCAGCCGCAGAGGUGGGGCCGCCUUCCAACCCCCCUUGCCCCUCUGGCUUCCUGCCGUCCCAGCUGCUGGAUCAAAGUCUGAGCUCCAGCGGCUGGGUGACCCCACCGAUGUUCCAGGCUCCGCCCCUGCAGCCCCCCAUGGGCCAGAACCAGCCUGCCCCCCAGCCUGUCAGCUCUGCAGCUUCUUCAGGGGGAUCCAAAGACAUGUCAGCGUGGUUCAACCUGUUCGCAGACCUCGACCCCCUCUCCAACCCGGACGCCAUCGGCCGCUCCGCUGAUGAGCUGCUCAACGCCUGAAGUCCCUUUUUUCCUUGAGGAUUUGUGUUUCUGCAGAUUUUCAUCGACCAAGUAAACAAGUAUAGGCAACAAACACGUGGAUGUUACACACACUUUGGUUACCGACUCACUUUGGGGUGAUUGUCACACUGGAUGAUAAACUCUCAGUUGCUCCACCCUCCAAGAGCCUGACUCGUGGACAGCCUACCGGUUUCACCGCACCUCACCGGGAAAAUUUGGGUUUGAUCCGAAGGGUGUGCAGGUUGUUUGGGUGUAUUUGUGUGUGUGUCGAAGCACGACAUGGGGUUUUAAAAUGAUUGCCGUUUAAACAUGAAAGUGUGUGUCUUGCACUCUGGAGGAAGGAGCGAUGGAAACGUCCGCGGUUCACAAAGUUUAAUCCCGCUUUGACCGACUUUCUCCUGUCAUGUCCGACUGCAGAAUGGUGCCAUUUCGAGAGAAAUCGGUUCUUUUAAUUUUAAUGCAGGAGUAAUAAAACCAAACAAAAAAGCAGAACUA